Poecilia reticulata (guppy) is the source of this 1595-nucleotide messenger RNA. RefSeq names its product DnaJ heat shock protein family (Hsp40) member B12b (gene dnajb12b). The record is from RefSeq and is a predicted model, not a curated record. Gene Ontology annotation, cellular component: endoplasmic reticulum membrane. Gene Ontology annotation, molecular function: Hsp70 protein binding. NCBI's taxonomy places the organism in Eukaryota, Metazoa, Chordata, Actinopteri, Cyprinodontiformes, Poeciliidae. Gene Ontology annotation, biological process: cellular response to misfolded protein.
UAUUCUAUAACAAUACAUCACUUCAGAUCCAUUUCCGUACAAAUUAUCAAAUAUACGUGUUGUACUUGAAUGCAUCAUGAGGUUAUCAACAAAAUCACCGUAAGCCAACGUGUAGUUGCGCAAAAGUGUAAAAGAGAAACUUGACUAUGUAUGUAACUCCGGGUCAUCACAGUUUUGCGUUUCUUCCUGGCUGGUUGACCUACAUUUGGAAAACUGGAGACUUUGUCGCCAUCUAGGGGGGAUUUGAAGUAUAGCACCGAUGAUGCCGCCUUAAUCAUUUUUAUUAAACAAACGGGACAAGCCUGGGCACCGGCAGUAACAAUUUGCUCCUAUGCUAAUAAAUAAAUAUUUUAAUAACUGAAUGACUUUAGUCUAUAUACAGUGUACUCGCAUUUUAAUUAGGUAGCGGAUGUAUUUAUAGCCAUUGUCGUUGCCGCUGCUGCUGCCGCUGUUGCUGCAAUGGAAGUAAACAGGGACGAGGCGGAGCGCUGCAUUGACAUUGCUGCCGCAGCUUUAAAGAUUCACCAGCCUGAAAAGGCGCUGAGGUUCUUGGAGAAGGCACAGAGACUCUUCCCAACAGAGAAAGCCCAAGCACUGUUGGACCUAAUUGCAAGGAAUGGCUUCACUCCCAGACAUGGCGGCCACUCAGACUUCAGCGACGUUUCUGGGCCUCGACAGCGACAGGCCCCGCAUGAAGACACCAAGCCAGAAGAAAAACCUUCCGACACCUCUAGAUCUUACACGGCAGAGCAGCUGGAGGCCGUGAGAAGAACAAAACAAUGCAAAGACUUCUACGAAAUCCUCGGGGUCCAGAGAGAUUUCUCUGAGGACGAGCUCAAGAGGUCGUACAGAAAGCUGGCUCUGAAAUUCCACCCUGACAAGAAUCACGCGCCGGGCGCCACAGAAGCAUUUAAAGCCAUCGGAAAUGCCUAUGCCGUCCUGAGUAACGCAAACAAAAGAAGACAGUAUGACCAGUGGGGAGAAGAGGGAAGGCAUCCGUCAAGUAGCGGCCCAGAUAAUGGAAAUUUCGAGCCAGACAUCUCACCUGAAGAUCUCUUCAACAUGUUCUUUGGAGGCGGUUAUCCAUCAAGUAAUGGACAUGUGUACACUAAUGGGCGGAUGCGUAACCAGAGGCGGGAGAGAAGAGAGCGACCAAGAGAUGGAGGCCUGGCUGUCUUUGUGCAGGUCAUGCCCAUCCUCAUUCUGGUGAUUGUGUCGGCUCUCAGUCAGAUAAUGGUCAACAACCCCUCCUACAGUCUCAGCUUCAGGCCGUCAGCUGGCUACACGCAGAAGAGGCUGACUGAGAACCUGAAGGUGCCAUAUUACGUGGGGGAGCAGUUCUCCAAAGAGUUCACGGGCAUGAAUCUGAAAAAUCUGGAGCGGAGCGUGGAGGACGACUACAUUUCAAACCUCCGCAACAACUGCUGGAAAGAGAAACAGCAAAAGGAAGGAAUGCUCUACAGGGCUCGCUAUUUUGGAGACAGUGAGCUGUACCAGAGAGCGCAGCGGGCUCGAACUCCAAGCUGCGCCAAGCUCUCAGAGAUCACGGCCUCCUUGCAUUAAAACGCCGCUAAUCUUACGUUAGUUCUCCAGAA